Heterocephalus glaber (naked mole-rat) is the source of this 1231-nucleotide messenger RNA. It is a transcript of the gene Coq5, whose product is annotated as coenzyme Q5, methyltransferase. NCBI's taxonomy places the organism in Eukaryota, Metazoa, Chordata, Mammalia, Rodentia, Bathyergidae. Gene Ontology annotation, biological process: ubiquinone biosynthetic process. The record is from RefSeq and is a predicted model, not a curated record. Gene Ontology annotation, molecular function: 2-methoxy-6-polyprenyl-1,4-benzoquinol methyltransferase activity.
CAACAGAACGUUUUUCGGCCCCCUAUUACCUUACUGUCAAGAUGGCGGUCCCCAGGAGCUGUGUUCUAAGGACCUAUUGCGGGCGUAGCUGGUUGCGGUUGAUGCGAACUGGCGGGCCCCAGUGGCUUCAUAGUUCCUUGCCCGGGGGCUUGCUGGGUGCGCGGCUCUUGUCCCAAGAGAAGCAAGCAACAGAAACGCACUUCGGGUUUGAGACUGUGUCGGAGGAGGAGAAGGGGGGCAAAGUCUAUCAGGUGUUUGAAAGUGUGGCCAAGAAAUAUGAUGUGAUGAACGAUAUGAUGAGUCUCGGCAUCCAUCGUGUUUGGAAAGAUAUGCUGCUGUGGAAGAUGAACCCACUACCUGGGACUCAACUGCUCGAUGUUGCUGGAGGCACAGGUGACAUUGCAUUCCGGUUCCUUAAUUAUGUUCAGGCACAGCAUCAAAGAAAACAGAAGAGGCAGUUAAAGGCCCAACAAAAUUUAUCCUGGGAGGAAAUUGCCAAAAAGUAUAAGAAUGAAGAAGAUCCCUUGGGUGGUUCCCAUGUCAUGAUCUGUGACAUCAACAGGGAGAUGCUAAAGGUGGGGAAGAAGAAGGCCUUUGACCAAGGAUACAAAGCUGGACUUGCAUGGGUACUGGGAGAUGCUGAAGAACUGCCCUUUGAUGAUCACAAGUUUGAUGUUUACACCAUUGCCUUCGGGAUCCGGAAUGUCACACAUAUUGACCAGGCACUCCAAGAAGCUCAUCGGGUCCUGAAGCCUGGAGGAAGGUUUCUGUGUCUGGAGUUUAGCCAAGUAAACAAUCCCCUCAUAUCCAGGCUUUAUGAUCUAUAUAGCUUCCAGGUCAUUCCUGUCCUAGGAGAGGUCAUUGCAGGAGACUGGAAGUCCUAUCAAUACCUUGUGGAGAGUAUCCGGAAGUUCCCAUCUCAGGAAGAAUUCAAGGAGAUGAUAGAAGAUGCAGGUUUUCAAAAGGUGACUUAUGAAAGUCUUACUUCAGGCAUUGUGGCCAUUCAUUCUGGCUUCAAACUUUAGCUCCUUUUCCUGUCCUGAAGAGAGAUCCACUCAUACACUAUUGAAAGCCUGGAACUGAAGGAUAAUCCAGCUGAGACAGCCGCUGAGCAUCUCCUAUUAAGGAUAUGAACCAUGGGCUCAUGUUCUGAAACAACCAAAGAGAAAGAAACAAAUUCCUGUCUUUUUUUUGUAACUUUCAUUAGAAGCUGCUCAGACCUUUUCUCAGA